Messenger RNA from Daphnia pulicaria, 2004 nucleotides. RefSeq names its product probable methyltransferase-like protein 24. The transcript is spliced from 2 exons. NCBI's taxonomy places the organism in Eukaryota, Metazoa, Arthropoda, Branchiopoda, Diplostraca, Daphniidae. Bases 296 to 1195 code for a protein of 299 amino acids. The record is from RefSeq and is a predicted model, not a curated record.
GUAGAGCCAUUGUUGCGUGUUGCAGGUAUAGUUUAACUGUUACAAUUCAACCACAUAUGGGCAAACAGGUGUCACGUGAGAAUAUGACACUAUUUAAAAUGACGUCGAUCGUCUACGUCCUGUAAGACCGAGCUACGUGCAGUCGCAGCUAGCAACUACAACAGGUUCGACCCAACAGCAAUUUCUUCUAUCCGUCCAUUUCUCGCCAAAUUUGUCUGCGGCACUCUGUAAUAGCCAAUGAACAAUUUCAGAAAAUCAAGCGAGUGAAUCUGUGUGAACAAGUGUUUGAUUCACUAUGUCACUGCUAUGCUGGAAGCGCUUGGACGUCAGGAAGUGUACCAUCGUGUUGGGUACACUCAUGUUCGGAUUUGCAGUUAUCACAAUCAUUAAAACAUACCCCCAUUUACAAACAACCGGAAUUACCAUCCAGCGAGAAACGGGCAACUGUUGUUCGUCGUCGUACUGGGACGCUCUGCUGGACUCGAAAUCCUUGACAGGAAAUCAACUACUGCAAUACGUUAAAUGGACCAACCGCUCGUCUUGCCAGUUAAUUCACGAUUUCGGAGGGAUCAUAAUCCAAAAUUGGCCUCCAGUCGGAAUCGAUGGGCAGAAGGCCAUUUGCAUCGAUGCUCGAGUGGCUCCCGAUAAGAAAAAUUGCCUCGUCUAUUCCUUUGGCAUCAACAACGAGUGGUCAUUCGACGAGCAAAUGGAAAAAUACGGAUGUCAAGUGUUUGCCUUCGAUCCUUCAAUGAUGAGGGGCCAUCACGAUCACAGUCCAGCUAUUCACUUUUACAACUGGGGAUUGAGCGAUCGGGAUGAGGUGACAGUUGACAAAAAAUGGACCCUUCGUUCACUAUCGUCCAUUUACAAAAAUUUGACAGCCCGUCACGGUGAAAAGGUAAUCGAUUAUUUGAAAAUUGAUGUCGAAUUCGCCGAAUGGGUUGCGCUGCCACAGAUGAUCAAGUCCGGCAUGUUGUCCAAAGUUCGUCAAUUGGGUCUCGAGAUUCACCUGAAUGAAUCAGAAACGAUCGACAAAAAUCGUGAGUAUGUCAAAAUACUGAGAACAAUUGAGAAAAUGGGAUUCGUCCGAUUCGAUUCCAAAUACAACCCUUGGUCCAUGACACAUUUUACUCAAUUGGGGUUAUUUUCUGUACCUUUUGCUUACGAGAUUGCAUGGUAUAACGAUAACCUUUAAUCUGGCUCUUAAAUCUGAAAGGACAAAAAUACACAAAUGCAGAUUGCUUUUAAAAUUUCGUACUCUAAAAAAUCUGAGCUGACGACGUGAAAGUUACAAGCUUAUACACUAAUAUUGCUAUGAGUCAUAUAAUACGUGAGAAGUAAAUGGAUUAACGACACGAACGGCCUGGCACGUUUAUCAGGAGUCCUGCUAAUAACCUGCUGUAUUGUUAAUUAUUUUUCAGUGAAACAUAAUACCCAAAUGGUUGCAUCUAAUGAUCCCAUGAAAUGGGAUGCCCUCAGGUACCGAUACAAAUAAUAUUUAUCUAACAUUUUGAACUUUUACUUGUUUUGGUCAUUGCAUUUAAAUAAUUAAGUCAGGUCAUUCGACACCAGUUUCAAAAGCGAGCCUGAAAGAGGUUCGGAUGGCAAUGCACUUGUUUCGAAAAUUGCUAAUGACGUGUGAAAUUACUAUUUACAGGAGAGGAAAUAAUUAACAUGUUUAUCUUACCAGAAAAUGAGUGAACAGAAUCCAGAAACGAGGUCCAAAACUCCAAAUUUACUUUUGAUUUCUUCAUGUGAUCAUGUGGUCGUCAUGCCUGCAAAAAAACAAACAAUGAAUAAAUUCCAAGCAGACGAACUCUCACUGUGGAUUUCAUUAUCAACCUAUCGCACAAAUCGGCAAAAUUCGCAAAUGACAACAAAUUGACCAAAAUCCCCCAAAAAGUGGAUUUUCCGAGUUAUAAAAUUUUGGCUAAGAAUUAAGCAACAGCAUCCAAGGUUAAAUUUCGCCUUCAACAGUAUUACAAUUCGCCCCAAAAAAUUUUU